Sorex araneus (European shrew) is the source of this 372-nucleotide messenger RNA. RefSeq names its product interferon alpha-inducible protein 27-like protein 2A. Gene Ontology annotation, cellular component: membrane; mitochondrion. The transcript is spliced from 3 exons. NCBI's taxonomy places the organism in Eukaryota, Metazoa, Chordata, Mammalia, Eulipotyphla, Soricidae. The record is from RefSeq and is a predicted model, not a curated record. Gene Ontology annotation, biological process: apoptotic signaling pathway. The coding region runs from base 1 to 372 and encodes 123 amino acids.
AUGUCCCCAGCAGUGGCAGUCGCGGCUGUGCCCGUGGUCCUGGGCGCCGUGGGCUUCACUGCGACCGGCAUCACCGCCUCAUCCCUGGCGGCCAGUAUGAUGUCCAGUGCGGCUGUUGCCAACGGGGGCGGGGUGGCCGCCGGCAGCCUGGUGGCCACUCUGCAGUCAGUGGGGGCUGCAGGACUCUCCACCGCCUCCAAUGCUCUUUUGUUCUCUUCUGGGUCUGCUCUUGGGGCCUGGCUCUGGGGUCCAGGGACGCCCUCCUCUUCUGAAGAGGAAAGUGAAGAAAACUCCGAGCCUCCUCCCAGCCAGCCUUCACCUGAGUCCUGUGAAGAGCCUGUCACAGCCCCGACUUGCACCCUUGAGGAAUAA